Messenger RNA from Aspergillus nomiae NRRL 13137, 871 nucleotides. RefSeq lists its product as uncharacterized. Lineage: Eukaryota; Fungi; Ascomycota; Eurotiomycetes; Eurotiales; Aspergillaceae. Gene Ontology annotation, cellular component: mitochondrion. The record is from RefSeq and is a predicted model, not a curated record. The coding region runs from base 40 to 504 and encodes 154 amino acids. The transcript is spliced from 4 exons.
UUUGCCAACCAUCAACCUCCAAUUCUUUGCAGCAGAAGGAUGCUGUCUCAGCGGUUUUUGACCCGGCGCCUGCCCCAGGUGGCCGUUCGUUAUAACAACCCCCGCGCCUUUUUCUCUCAAAGCAGGAUUCUUGCGGCUGCAGAGCUUGAUGAUCCUUUGCAGAAUGGUAAUUACCAGAACCCUCCUCGCGUUAAGCGUGCCUUCAGAGACCCUCAUGGCGACUGGUGGGACAAGCAAGAGAGACGGAAUUUUGGAGAGCCAGUCCACGAGGAAAACGAAAUUCUCGGGGUUUUCAGUCCUGAACAGUAUACUCACGUUACGUCCCGUAAGGGCUUCUUCCACCUGGGCGUGUUCGUUGCAACCUUCCUUGGAUUCUGUGGUAUCGUGAGCUUCUACUAUCCAGACAAGCCUAGCGUUCCCAGAACAUAUCCGGAAGGCUUGGAGAAGGAACUUGGAGGACCCAAUGCUGUUAGCGCCCGCAAAUCCGGCGAGGACUCUUGGUGAUUGAUUGAUGUUUGCUUUCUUCCCCUGUUGUGUAAAUAAGUACAGUACAAUUCUCUUUUCGGCGUCAAUCGAAGGUCUGAUUGUCGACAAUUUCAGGUGUGAGGGCUGCUCUUCACCGCUUGGCCUGUUAGCCUCCUGGCGCUCUUCAGCGUCUCAGCUUCUAUUCCAUACCCGGGCUUUUAGGCUGACGUAGGGUGUACAUGCCCAAUAUCUAACCAACCUGCCUCAACAAAAUGACGGGAAUCAGGAGGAAGUGAAGAUGAUAGUCGAGGGGACAUCAAACAAUCAUUAUAGUGUACCAUGUACCCUCUCUGUUCAAGGUUUCAGAUGCUUUAAAUGGGAUUAAACGGAAACUAAAGAAUAAACC